AUGGAAAAUCCGUUAAAUAUCGUAGACCGUUUAAAUUUAUCAAAUCAAAAUGUCGACAAUCAUAGCGCUAGUGAACAUGGUUUUGAGUCUGAACAAAAAGAAUCACCUGAAAGAAAUGUGGCCCAUGUUAAAUUACGAGUCACUGCAGAGAAGUCUAUGUUCCAGUCUGCAUUAGGUGGAAUCAUUUCCUGUCUUGGUAGUGCAGUGGGAACUGGGAAUAUUUGGAGAUUUCCUCGUAUUUUGGCAACACAUAGUUAUUCUUCCGGUGCCUUAACAUUUUAUAUAGUAUGGUUGAUUAUUCUAUUUUUAUGGUCCAUACCGAUCAUCAUAGUCGAAUAUUCUGUUGGUAGAUUUACAAGAAACUCUGUUACGCUGGCAUUUUGUAAAUUUUUUGGACAAAAAUUCUUUUGGUUAGGAGGAUGGAUGGUGGCUGUAGUUUUCUUUGUGAGUGGUUACUAUCCCGUUAUACUCGGAUGGUGUAUAUACUACCUUUAUUUAUCAUGUACCCUUUCUUCUUUACCAACUACAGAACAGGAUGGUUUAGAAAUCUUUCGUAACUACACAGAACAUUCAUACUGGCCAGUAUUCACUCAAGUUCUAGCAGUUACACUAAGUGGUAUCUGUUUACUAGGUGGAAUCAAAUGGAUUGAAAAAGUCAAUAUGGUUCUAGUGCCACUACUUUUAUUGAUUGUGAUUUUUACAUUCGGUUGGUCAUUAACAAGACAAUAUGCUGAAGUUGGCAUAGCAUUUCUUUUCACACCAUCAUGGAAAAGCAUUUUAGAUCCAAGUAUGUGGAUUGCAGCGGCUGGACAAAAUGCAUUCGACACUAACGCUGGUAUGGCUGUUCUGGCAACUUAUUCUACUUUCAUGUCUCGCGAGUCUAGAAUAGUUUCGUACAGUCUACUUAUUCCUAUUGUCAACAAUGUCGUUAGUUUCUUUGCAUCAAUUACAAUCUUCUCAACUGUAUUUUCAACAAUUAUACAAACAAAUCCAACAGCUACACGUUCAGCCAUUGUACGAAUCAUAAAAACCUCUGGACCUGGUAGUACAGGACUUACUUUCACAUGGAUACCGGUGUUAUUUUCAAAAGUUGGUAUAGUUGGUCGUGUUUUAUGCGUCUUAUUCUUUUUAUGCCUCGUUUUUGCUGGGAUAAGUUCUCUGUUAUCAUUAACUCAGGUUCAUGUUCUUGUCAUGAAAGAUUUUAAUGUUCCGCAUCGUUUAGCUGUUGCUAUUGCUCUAUUAGCUUCAAUGAUUAUUGGUCUUCCAUCAGCAAUUAAACUGGAGUUCCUCACAAAUCAAGAUAAUACAUGGGGCUACGGUCUUAUAGUAUCUGGAUUUUUGUUCUGUCUAAUUGUCAUUAUUUAUGGACCGAAUCGAUACAGGCGUGUCCUAAUAAACGACUAUGGUAUAAAUGACUGUAACCUGAGUGUUAUUUGGGUUCCAAUAAUUGCAAUUUUAGUACCUCUACAAUCGUUGACAUUAUUGGUAUGGUGGAUAUAUGAAUCUAUCACAGUUGACCCUAACUGGUAUGUUUUAGGUUGGGAUACUUUAUCAACGACUUUACUGGAAUGGUUGAUAGUGGUGAUUGCUUUAUUGGCACUUAAUUGGAUUCUCUAUCGAACAAACGUACUAGGUGCAGCUUUGAAAAGAUCGCAUGGAUGUGAUCCGUACGAUCCAUCUACUUAUUCUAAAAAAGAUGAAUUUCAAAUUGAUGAUAUUGAAGUAGAAGAAAUGAAUAUAUUUAACUCUAGUAAUACAGUGCAAACACGCCUUUGAAAAAAAGGUAAUGCAUAUAUGACAACGAAAAUUUCAAUAUUUGUAAACUGUAAUUUAUUAUGUUUCCCAUAAAUUUUUUAUCAUAAAACAGUUUGAAACUUCUUUUUUUUCUUAUCACUUGUACUAUUUACAUUCAGAUUUCU
This is a messenger RNA of Schistosoma turkestanicum, 1919 nucleotides long. Lineage: Eukaryota; Metazoa; Platyhelminthes; Trematoda; Strigeidida; Schistosomatidae. The record is from the annotation of a GenBank genome assembly.